GAAAUCAACAUCAGAAUGUAUAAAAGAUUUUUUCCAAUGUAGAUAAAAUAACCAAUUCUAAAAUCUCUAAUAGAAAAAACUAAAUAAGAAAAAAUUUAGCCUAGUAUCUGUUAAAAAAAAAAUUACGGGACCACAUGGAAAUUUCAGUCCCGUCCCGGUCCCGCCGGGACCGAGACCACUUUGCAGUACCCUACUUGGAAACAGCUUUUUCCUUUGGUUAUAUGUCAAGAGUACUAAAUGCUUUGUAUACUUUGCCUCUGUUUGAUAUUUCCAUCAUCAAAAACAUUGUUCAAAAUACUUAAUGACUGAAGAAGUCUCUGCUGUUUUCCUCCGUGCUUUUAAUCUACAAUAAAUAUAUUUCUAUUUAAAAAAAAAAAAUUAGUUGAUGUUUUUGAUCCAAAUCUUGUUUCAAUACUUGUAACUGAAUCUUAUUCUGAUCAUGUUGUACCACAUACAAUGAAAUCAAUAUCAAAUGAUAAAAAACAUUAUGAAAUAUCCUUUAUACCAAAUAUAGCUUGUCAACAUAUUGUAUUAAUAUCCUAUAAUGGAAAACUUCUAUCAACAAAUCAUGUUAAUGUUUGUAAUAUAAAUAAAAUACAUGUUAGUUCUAUUAAUAAUGGUAUUGUUGGUAAACCAUUGAUAUUUUCUGUUGAUACACAUGGUGUUGGAGAUGGUCAUUUAGAAGUUACAAUUAGUGAUGGACAACGAAUAUUACCAGCUGAAUUAAAAAGUAAUGAAACAAAAAUAUUUAAUAUUUCUUUUAUACCUGAAAUAAGUGGUUUACAUUCAAUUAUUGUUUCAUUUAAUGGUAUUCAUAUUGAAGGAAGUCCAUUUAUGAUUAAUAUUGAUGAUCCAUCAAUAAGUGAUGAUAAGAGUUUAGAUGAAGAUGAUGAUAAUGAUUUUGAAUUUUUAAUUGGUGGACAAUUAGAAGGUACAAAAGUUGAUGAAAUAGCUUGGGUUAUUUGUGAAACAUCAUUAACUGAUAAGUAUGAAGAUUUCAGUUUAUAUGUAACUGAUCCAGAUAAAAUUAUAAUAAAACAUACACGAAUACAAGAUUUCGAUGGACGAUGGCGUAUUGAAUUUGAACCAACUAAAACUGGUAUUUAUCAAAUACAAACUGGUAGUGAUAAACCACAAAUAACUCUUGCAUCAAUGGAUGUAUUAUCAUUAGAAUGUGAACGAUAUAUUUAUGGUGAACGUAUUGUUUAUUCUAAUGCUCAUAAUUUUAUUUCAAUUAUUUCUGAUAAUGACGAUAUAAAAGUACAAUUAAUAUCUUCUAAUAAUAAUGAAAUUCCAAUUGAAAUGGAAAAACAUUUAUUAGAAUGGAAAAUUUAUUAUUCAUUAACUGCAACUGGUCAUUAUCAAUUGAGUAUUAUAGAUAAUGAUGAAAAACAAUUAUUUGAUAUAUAUUGUAUAGCUGAAAAAUUGGAUAUAUUUCGUAAUGGUGGUAUUGAAGAUAUAACACGAUUAAUUAUUGAUCGUAAUAAAAUUAUUGGCGAUGAUAUUAAUGUUAUUGUUAAAGAUGCAUUAGCUCAUACAAUUCCAGCUGCAUUUUAUCGAAAUUUAAGUAGAGAUCUUGUUAUUGAAUAUAUACCUGUUCGAAUAGAUGAACAACAAAAAAGUUAUGCAUCAACAUGUCCAUGUGAAACUCAUUUAGCAAGAACAUUUGCUGAAGGAAUAUUUUCAUAUGAUGUUGAUACGCUUUUUGAGUUGAUAUUUGGUGAUAAUUCAUUCUCACGAACUUAUCAUGAUUCACAAAAAUUAUUAGAGUAUACUAUUGGUGAAUGGUAUAUUAAUAAUGAAACUGGUAAACGAGAACGUCAAGUAACAUAUAAAACAAUAACUCAAUCGAUUCUUGGUACUAAUACAAUUUUUUGUAAUGAAAAACAAAUAGUCGAAGAAGAAAAAUCUCAUUCAAUAUACAUUGUUCGUACAGAUGUCUAUAAUGAAGGAAUGCGAUAUACGGAUGCAUUUUUUGUUUCAACACAAUUUUGUAUGAUUCAAUGUGAUAUUGAACAUUCUUCAUUACGUGUUAGUGCUGAAAUAAAAUACGUUAAAAAUGUUAAUGCAAUUGCUAAAACAUUUAUUGAAAAGAAUGCUAAUACAUCAAUUGAAGGUGGUGUCAAUAAUCUAAUUCGUAGACUCAUAAAACAACAAGAUAAAAUAAACAAUCGUGAUUCGAAUCGAAAGCAAAUAUCAAUAUUAAAACAACGUGAACGAAAAACAAGAGAUUAUAGUACAAGUCAAGAUGAAAAGAAAAAUGAUGCAAUUUUAAAUUCUAUUAUAUCAUCAGAAGAUGAAGUAGUACUAAACGAACAAACCACUACUGGAAAAAAUCUUGCAUACAGCAUAGCUUUUUGUUGUGGCAUUUUUCUUCUUAUUCUUCAUACUUAUCUAUGUUAUAAAUUGCAUUCUAUUGACCAAGCAUUAUAUGCACCCAAUCUUACAUGUCUAAAUCGAUGUAAAGAAGGUUUGUUAUUCUACUAA
Rotaria sp. Silwood2 is the source of this 2487-nucleotide messenger RNA. Lineage: Eukaryota; Metazoa; Rotifera; Eurotatoria; Philodinida; Philodinidae. The record is from the annotation of a GenBank genome assembly.